AUGGUAGCCGAAGGGCCGUUAACGGCAAAACAGAGUUUCAUCGAGCUAGCAAAAGCGGAUACUAGUGGCGAUUAUGAUAAAGCAUUUAAAAUCGCCAACAAAAUUUUACAAAAGUUCCCUAAAGAGACCAUAGCAUUCAAAUGCAAACUGGUGGCACUUAUACAGCUCGGAAAGUUCGAAGAUGCGUUGGCGUUAGCAAAUAGAAUUCCAUUUCAUCAAAUGGGAGACUGCACUUUUGAGAAGGCUUAUGUUCAGUAUAGACUUAACGACAAUGAAGGAGCAUUGGCAACUUUAUCAAAGGGAGAUCCAGAUGAUUACCGUUGUCUGGAAUUAAAAGCGCAACUACUGUAUCGUGCAGAAAACUUUAAGGAAGCAGCCGACCUCUUAAAGAAAUUAUUGAAAGAUUACUCAGAUGAUUAUGACGAAGAACGUCGAACUAACUUGAUUGCUGUCAUUGCACAGUUGCAGGCUAUAGGCGAAGAGCAGAAUAUUACCAAAGAAAUGGAGACCUAUGAACAGUUUUAUAAUGGAGCUUGCUAUUUUAUCGAAUCUGGGAAUUUUAAAGAUGCCUUGAAAUUGUUGGAAAAGUCCGAAACGCUCUGCUCCGUUACUUUGGCAGAAGAAGGCCUUAGUGAUGAAGAAUGUGAGGACGAGCUUGCUGUGAUACGCGUACAAAAAGCAUACGUUUUACAAAAACUUGGUCGAUCCGAAGAAGCAUUGGAAAUUUAUUUUCAACUUCAAAAGUCAAAUUUGGCAGACAAAAGCAUCGUUGCAACGAUCAGCAACAAUCUACUCUCUGCAAGACGUAAUGUGAACAUGCUGGAGGCCAAAAGGAAACUUAAAGCGGCAGCGCAAACAGAAACUUCGAAGCUGACAUUACAUCAGCGCCGCACCCUUGCCUUAAACCAAGCGUUAUUGUACAUGCUUUCUAACCAGAAAGACUUAUGCAACAAGUCUUUGCAAGAAAUCCGACAAAAAUAUGGUACAGUACAAGAAGCAGUAAUUAUAGAAGCCGCUUUAUUAUUGCGUUCGAAAGAUCCCCAAAAAGCUAUCGAGGUUUUAGGAUCAGUCACUCCUACCGUGGAAACUCAGUUAGCUCGAAUUCAAAUUCUCCUGAAUGAUGGUAAAGUGGAAGAAAGUGUUUCUGCUCUUGAAAACUUACCACCCGAAAUUGGUUUGCGUCCUGCAAUUGUGCAACUACGUGUUGCCCUUCUGCUGUGCCUCAAUAAGAAGAAAGAAGCUUUGGAUCUACUUUCUUCUGUUAUUGGCACAGACGGAACUGGUGUAGAGAUCCUUUUGGAGCAAGCAGCUUCAUUAAAUUUGCAGUGUGCGAAUUACCGCGCGGCUGUAGACUGUCUUGAACGCUUAGCAGCUCUAAAACCUGAUGAUCUAAAAAUUAUUUGCCGUCUAAUUAAAGCUUACUCUGCAUUUGAUGUACAUCGUGCAGAAGAGCUCUCUAAUAAACUCUUUCCACCAAGCAAGGCAGAAAGUCUUGAUGUUGAUGCUUUAGAAAAGUCAGACUGGAUCCUAUACAGGGACAGAAGUCGGCAGAAGAAGGAACCGAAACCGCAAGAGCCUGAUGCGGAAAUUAUAACCGGAAAGUUGAGGCGAAGAAAGCGCAAGCGCAAGCCCUUGUUACCGAAGAAUUAUGACCCGAAAGUUCCUCCUGACCCUGAAAGAUGGUUACCAAAACAAGAAAGGACGGCAUAUAAGAAGAAGAUUAGUAAGAAACAUAAAGACAGGGAAAUAGGGAGAGGGACGCAGGGAGCUGUUUCGUCCCCUGUUCAGUUAGACAACGCCAAAACAAAGGCUGAAAACUCACCAAAGCCAACUCCAGUAAUGGGAGCAGAAGGACCGAGACAACAAAGACCGGCAGGGCAGCAGCCGAAGAGGAAGAAGAAGAAGACGAAGUGGUAA
Enterobius vermicularis (human pinworm) is the source of this 1917-nucleotide messenger RNA. The record is from the annotation of a GenBank genome assembly. Lineage: Eukaryota; Metazoa; Nematoda; Chromadorea; Rhabditida; Oxyuridae.